Molecule: messenger RNA, 1328 nt
Organism: Daucus carota subsp. sativus
Lineage: Eukaryota; Viridiplantae; Streptophyta; Magnoliopsida; Apiales; Apiaceae
Product: probable CDP-diacylglycerol--inositol 3-phosphatidyltransferase 2
Exons: 11
Coding region: 283-945 (220 amino acids)
Biological process (GO): phosphatidylinositol biosynthetic process
Cellular component (GO): membrane; Golgi apparatus
Molecular function (GO): CDP-diacylglycerol-inositol 3-phosphatidyltransferase activity
Source: RefSeq, a predicted model, not a curated record
GGACGCAGAGUAAAAAAUUCAAAGUCCUCCACAACUGCUCUUAAUUUUUUAUUUCGUUUGAUUAAUACGUACAAUUACACUACAGAAAUGAGAUCUCUUUUAUAACACUGAUUAAUUAAUUAUCGUCACCAGUGUGUUUUUUCUCUCGUAAUUAGUGUUUGCGCGACUUUAGAGGUUUUGGAGCGGAGUUGAUUCGAGUUUGUUGCGGUAUCUGGAUCGCGGAGUGUUGUGAUUUAGUUUACGAGGCGGAAUUGUAUCGAGCUUGAGCUUUAAUUUGGAGCUAUGGCUCGAACAAUCACUGUGUAUCUUUACAUUCCCAAUAUCAUUGGAUACAUAAGAAUUUUGAUGAAUAUAUUUGCGUUUGCCAUAUGCUUUUCUGACAGAAAGCUUUUCUCACUUCUCUACUUCAUCAGCUUUGUAUGUGAUGCACUGGAUGGUUGGUUUGCCCGCAAAUUUAACCAAGUUUCUACCUUUGGAGCUGUUUUGGAUAUGGUAACAGAUAGGAUUAGUACAGCUUGCCUACUAGUUAUUCUCUCACAGGUCUACAGGCCUGGCUUUGUUUUCAUGUCAUUGCUUGCUCUAGAUAUCGCAAGCCAUUGGUUGCAAAUGUAUAGUACUUUCUUGGUGGGAAAAGCUAGCCAUAAAGAUGUCAAAGACAGCACUAGUUGGCUAUUUAGGGCAUACUACAGACAUAGGAUGUUCAUGGCUUAUUGCUGUGUUGCCUGUGAAGCUCUUUACAUAACAUUGUUCCUUCUCGCGAACAACCAGACUGAAAAUAUAACUGAAGUACUUGUGGGUGCCGCUCAACAAAGUUUACUAAACUCCAUUCUUCUGGGGUUUCUUCUAUUUGGAUGGGCAAUUAAGCAAUCCAUCAAUGUCAUACAGAUGAAGACCGCUGCUGAUUUAUGUGUCCUUUACGAUAUCAACAAGAAACAGAAGGACUAGUUUGGGAUUUGAGAAGGUUGCUCUGCAAUGUACUUUACUAUUUGGUACUUACCUUGGUCACUCGAGUUUCCACUCAGUUAAACAUAGACGGGGUUCCAGUUGUACCUGCUUUGCAUGAAAGUGGCUGUACUUGUGUAUAUUUGGUAAAUCUGGCUUGCUGGUGUAUCAUACUCUCUCCUACUGUCAAGUUUUGUCAUGAUUAUCUGCACGUCAGAGUUGUCAGGAAUAUAUUUCUUGUAUAGCCAAGGAUUACUCAUUACAGCAUUUUGGAAGGAAUUACAUGAUAAUCUGGAUGUUUAAAAUUAGUGGAUGAAAAAUGAAUUUCUAAUCCUUCAUUGUCGUCAUCGUCGUAGUCUUAUGGAAAUGUAUCAUUUUUCCUUGUU